Molecule: messenger RNA, 972 nt
Organism: Thlaspi arvense
Lineage: Eukaryota; Viridiplantae; Streptophyta; Magnoliopsida; Brassicales; Brassicaceae
Source: the annotation of a GenBank genome assembly
AUGGCUCUCUGCAUCCUCAAAGUGCAACCAACCAAACUCAGAAUCACCAAAAUGACGCUAACCGUUUCUCUUCUUAUUCUUCCCUUCACCAUAUCUAUUGCCUUGGCUUCACAAGGCCUCAACCAAAGCCUUCCAAAACCUUCUUUAUCUGCUAUCUCCACCACUCUCAACUACCAUGGAGGUCCUCUCCUCACUGGUCCUGGACCCAUCAAUCUCUAUCUCAUCUGGUACGGAUCUUUCCUCCAACCGGAAAGAACCCCCGUCACCGACUUCCUCGCUUCUUUCCUCUUUUCUCAGGAAGCCUCCGUUGCGACCUGGUGGAAAACCGUUCGUCUGUACACGGACAGGAACAAGAACCCAGUUUCUGGCAACGUUAAAGUAGUCAGACAACUAGGUGACAUAGGGUACUCACUUGGAAAGAACAUUAAGCGCGAUCAAAUUGCUAAGUAUGUUCGGAACAUGAUUAUUAACAAGGUAUUGCCCCUGGACCUUCAUGGGGUAUACCUGUUUUUGACCUCCAAAGACGUUGUUGUGGAGAGGUUCUGCAUGAACUCAUGCGGUUUCCAUGGCAGCACCAUGGUGGCGGCGAAUAAGCAGGUGCUUUAUGCACACGUUGGAGACCCAUCCGUGCAGUGCCCUGGCUUAUGUGCAUGGCCGUACGCGAUUCCAACCUAUGGUCCGCCUGGACAGGCACUUGUCGCGCCUAAUGGAGUUGGCUUGGAUGGCAUGAUCAUCAAUAUCGCAACACUGCUUGCUGGUGUCGCCACCAACCCUUUUGGUUCUGGCGCCGCUAGAAGCAGUGACGGCGUGCCCGGGGAUUUUUGGCACCGGAGCUUACCCGGGUAUCCCGGAGACUUGAAGGUGGAUGGAAAGGGCAAGGCAAGUUAUAAUGCGUACGGUGUUAAUGGCCGGAAGUUCCUUCUGCCGGCUGUAUGGGAUCCCGUUGGGAUGACAUGCAAGAUUGUCGCUUGA